CAAGAGAACUGAGUCGGAGCGGGGAAACCCGGCGGGAUUCUGUUGUUGGAGAAGCAAAUGCGAAUAGCCGGGUGAGGAAGUCUUCAAAUCAAGGGACGCAACUGACCACAGAACUGGUCAAUAUGACACGAGUAUCGCAUGGGGCGUGCAACUUCAGUGACAGCCGUAGAAGGUGAAGUAGCUUCGUCCUCGGAGGAAAUGUUCAAGUGCAGCACUGGAACAGCUGAACCUCUGAAAUUUGAACCGGUUAAAUAACCAUCCACCGGGCAUUUGAUCCUGAAUGAACAUGUACCAUAGCACUACUCUACCUUUGGAUACAGUACAUUCCACAGAUGCGUGAGCCAGAGGAGAGAUGGCAAGAAACGAAAAGAGAUUCAGCCGGGACUGCAGUGCAACAGCAAUCCAGUGAGCCAAAGGAGAGAAUCCCCCUGAGUCCCUCCCCUCCCAACUCCCACAACCCUUCACCACCAUGACCACUGAACUAGGGAGCAGCCUGACCUCCAUGGACUGGCUUCCCCAGCUCACCAUGCGGGCGGCCAUCCAGAAGUCCGACUCAGGGCAUCAUGGCCACGGGCCGGGCAAGAAGAGCACCCCGCUGGACCCGGGCACAACACUGGACCAGGAGGAGGCGGCCCAGCACCGGGACGGCAAGCCACCCUAUAGCUACGCCAGCCUCAUCACCUUUGCCAUUAACGGCUCGCCACACAAGAGGAUGACCCUCAGCGAGAUCUACCAAUGGAUCUGUGACAACUUCCCCUACUACUGGGAGGCAGGCAGCGGCUGGAAGAACUCAAUACGGCAUAAUCUGUCUCUGAACAAGUGUUUUCUCAAAGUACCUCGCUCUAAAGAUGACCCUGGAAAAGGUUCCUACUGGGCUAUAGACACCAACCGUAAAGAGGACACACUUCCCACCAGGCCAAAGAAGAGGCCACACUCUGGAGAAAGGGCGUACAGCCUAGAAUCGGAGACCCUGCGAAUGGACUGUAUAAUGUACGGAGAUGCCUCUCCCACUCUGGCAAUCAACACAGUAACUAACAAGGUAGCGUUGUACAAGACAGAGAAUAAGGGCAGCGAUAGCCCCCGGAGCAGCCUCAAUAACAGCCUCUCAGACCAGAGCCUUGCCUCCGUCAACCUCAACAGCAUGCACCGCUACACACCGGUCAGUAGUAACUUGGAGCCCUCCCAGUCUCUGAGUCUACAGCAGCCUCCUCCCCCUCCCUCUCCUCCUCCCCAACCCCAGUGCAGUGUGGCCGAGCAGGACAAGCAGCUCCUCUUCUCUGAUUUCGAGGACCUCAGUGUCUCGUUCCAAAACCUCUAUAAGUCUGUCUUUCAGCAGUCCUUCAGCCAGCAAGGUAUCACGGGUAUGCCCAGUGAAUUGAGCCAGCAGCCGCGGACAUCGUGCUCCUAUCAGCACUCCCCCUGUGUGGGCAGCAGCAACAGUGCCCACAGCCACCAACACAACCACGGUCACGUUCAUAACCACCCCCACCACCACCCGCCUCUCUCACAGCACCUCUCUCCCCACUUGACUCACAACCAACAUCAACCUCAUCCGAACACUCAACAUGGGCAGCACCCUCAACACAGCCAGCACCCCAACAGUGGGCAGCAGUCCCAGCACCAUACUGGCCAGCCACCACAGAUGACCUGCACUAACACUUGUCUGUCCGCCAACUGGUACCCCAACCUGGACUGGCUGAAGGAGAGCUGUCGCAUUGCCAGCAGCUACAAUUGGGCUGACGUGGACCUCUCUCCAUUCCAAGGACUGAAGGAGAGCAUGAGGCAGGCGGAGCUGAACAACUGGUCCCUGGACCUGGCCCAGAUAGCAGACCUAUGCUCCUCCAUCAACCAGUUCUUCACACGCACCGGGAUCAUCCCACCACAGGGGCCACCCAUGCCCACCUGCCACAACCCCAUGCACACCAGCAAGCCCAGCCAGCACAUCAACACGGGUAAUCUGUACAUGGACUCCAGACAGAACAUGUCUUCAAUGAUGGGACCCCCGUGUUACCCCCACAUGCCCCCCAUGAGCAAUGCAGGCUCCACGGUGACAGGGCACCAUGACCAGAUGAACCAGCAGCACAUGAUGCCACCCGGGCACUACCAGAUGAGGAGGCUGCCCACCAACGACAUCCAGGACGACUUUGACUGGGACGCCAUCGUUUAGGAUCACCCUGAAGAGAGGAAGAAAAGGAGGGAUAGACAGAGGGUGUGAGGAGAGGAAAUGACCACCUGCCCAGAAAAAAGACAUCCUCCAGAAGAGGAAUAUCAAUCCCAUGAUCUUGGUCUUUUUAUACGAGAGUAUAGAGUGACUUUGACGACAAUCGUACACAGAGGGAAACAAGUCAAUGUUUGCCAGUUGACAAGUUGGAUGGUCACAUGCGAGAGAAAAAAACACUUUUGGAAUGGUUUGCAUUGUCUCAUCUCAAUGUUCCGAGUGCCAACAGUUUUACAAGUGUCGGUGAAGUAUAUAUUUUUUUAUUCAUGCUUCUAUUCUCGUUUCUUUCCACUGAAGACUGACAGUGGAAGCUAGGGUUUGAUUCACAAUAACUUUUUUUCAAGGGACGUCCGCCUGCCACAACUGAAAGGAAUAGUGCCAUUAUACAUAUGAACAAGAGUAGCCUCAAAGUGAUACAUUUUUGUUCCAUCGCUACACAAACAUCUGGCAUCUUGCCAGUUAGGCCGGACAGUAUUGCAACUACUUGUCCCUCAAUGUAGCACCCCUCACCUAUCUGACAGGAGUGAUCCAUGGAAUGAUACUUUUGCCAAUUCCAACAAAUAAAGUUAGUUCGAAAUUUGAUAAGGGAAGACCAGAUAAGGAUGCUCAUUCCAACAAGUGUCUGAUCUCUGACUGACUCAAACAAUGCCAACUGUAUGGAAUUGAGCACCAUCUUGUGGUUGUAGGCUUAUAUUGCAGAGGGAAUUGACCGUAUUUGGUCAGAGGAGAAAUCACAUUGCACCAGAUGUCGGUUCAAAUGCUUUUUGAAAUCAUUCAAAUUCUUUGAGCAUUUGUUUCAGCCUGCCUUGAGUGCCAGAUGGGCGGGGCUUGCACUUUAAGGACGGUUCUAUUGGUUCCAUCGCAAAAGGCAUGCUCAAUCAAGCACAGCUGAAGUUUUAUAUAUAAUUUCAAUCCAUGUAUGAAUUGCACCCUUAUAUUUUUAUUUUUUAUCCUUAAUGUCUACGUAACUUGCUUUAACUUUCAAUGGUUUGAUGAACAAAACUCUUCCACUGUAGCGGUUAUUUUGUGCUUUGUAUGUCACCACUUAACUCUGUGCUCAUGAAAACAAUUGUGACGCUGGGCCAUUGCUAUGUAUGUAUCGCCUGUCAAUCCCUUACUGGUGGUGUUAUGGUGUCUACAGUUUUAUUUAUCUCGGUGUCUGUGUGCGUGCAUGCGCCUGUGUGAGAGUGUGCAAGUAUGUGUUAGCGUUCAUCAGGACUGUCCUGUUACUAGCUCCAUGGCACGAAGCCCUCCGGGUUCCUGUUUCCUGUUCUUUCAGAAUAAUGCAUAACCCCCAUUUCCUUUCUUAGCAUUACCAAAACGCCAAAGGUGAAAUGGGUAUGUGUGUAGUUUAAUGUACCUGUUGGCAGGUGCUUCGACAGCUGUAGCGGAAAGGUACACUCAAUGUACUAAGUUAAGUGAAAUAAUGUGGAUUUAGGACUUACAAUAUAUAGUAGACUCGUGUGCCAGGUGAACUGGUGAACGAGACUACUAUAACGUGACUUUAGAGGGUAGAGAAUCGGAAUGGACGGGCACACAGAUGAUUCCAAGGUGCCUAGUCAUAGGAUGGGAGAGGGUAAGCCGUGUACUGGGUACGGUAGCAUCAAGUAGAGAAAAUGGUUAGACUGGAUGGGCCUAACCUGUCCCUAUCUUCUGGGGGGAAAAUUUGUAAAAAGAGCUCAGUGAGGGAAAGAGUGUGGUGGACAAUGCAGUAGAAACAACGAUAAAUAAACAGACAAAAUGAUCGAAUGAGCUGCAUUUGAACUGUGAUACUUACUACUUUCAGUGUCUUGUUCUCUCAGUAACCCUUUAGUAUACCUACAGUUCCAUAAUUGAAAUCAUAUCCAUUGAACAAUGUAAAUCAGUAUUUAACUGAAUAUAUACAGGGAUGAUUAUUAAACGGGACCCAAAGUGCUCGUGUCUUUUAAAGAACUCAAAUGAUAAAUGCGGUAAAGAGGCCAAUGGAACAGUGCCUCACGUUCAACAAAUCUGUUCUAACAAAGUGGAUAUUCGUCAAAUCUGCAACGAUGGAUUGAUUGUAAACAGGCCCACAAUGUGGUUACUAAAGUCAGUUUUAGAUAUAUUUGGAUGUUUUUACAUACCAUUUAGAAGUAGUCCCUUUUAGGGUUUAGAAGAAGUGACUGCUAAAUGCUAGCUCACGUUUAUGAGUGAAAUCGGUGGUGUUAGUCGUUUUUUAACUACACUGCUCAAAAAAAUAAAGGGAACACUUAAACAACAAUGUAACUCCAAGUCAUUCACACUUCUGUGAAAUCGAACUGUCCACUUAGGAAGCAACACUGAUUGACAAUAAAUUUCACAUGCUGUUGUGCAAAUGGAAUAGACAACAGGUGGAAAUUAUAAGCAUUUAGCAAGACACCCCCAAUAAAGGAGUGGUUCUGCAGGUGGGGACCACAGACCACUUCUCAGUUCCUAUGCUUCCUGGCUGAUGUUUUGGUCACUUUUGAAUGCUGGCAGUGCUUUCACUCUAGUGGUAGCAUGAGACGGAGUCUACAACCCACACAAGUGGUUCAGGUAGUGCAGCUCAUCCAUGAUGGCACAUCAAUGCGAGAUGUGGCAAGAAGGUUUGCUGUGUCUGUCAGCGUAGUGUCCAGAGCAUGGUGGCACUACCAGGAGACAGGCAGUUACAUCAGGAGACGUGGAGGAGGCCGUAGGAGGGCAACAACCCAGCUGCAGGACCGCUACCUCCGCCUUUGUGCAAGGAGGAGCACUGCUAGAGCCCUGCAAAAUGACCGCCAGCAGGUCACAAAUGUGCAUGUGUCUGCUCAAACGGUCAGAAACAGACUCCAUGAGGGUGGUAAAUGAGGGCCCGACGUCCACAUGUGGGGGUUGUGCUUACAGCCCAACACCGUGCAGGAAGUUUGGCAUUUGCCAGAGGACACCAAGUUUGGCAAAUUCACCACUGGCGCCCUGUGCUCUUCACAGAUGAAAGCAGGUUCACACUGAGCACAUGUGACAGUCUGGAGACGCCGUGGAGAACGUUCUGCUGCCUGCAACAGCCUCCAGCAUGACCGGUUUGGCGGUGGGUGAGUCAUGGUGUGGGGUGGCAUUUCUUUGGGGGGCCGCACAGCCCUCCAUGUGCUCACCAGAGGUAGCCUGAUUGCCAUUAGGUACCGAGAUGAGAUCCUCAGACCCCUUGUGAGACCAUAUGCUGGUGCGGUUGGCCCUAGGUUCCUCCUAAUGCAAGACCAUGCUAGACCUCAUGUGGCUGGAGUGUGUCAGCAGUUCCUGCAAGAGGAAGGCAUUGAUGCUAUGGACUGGCCCACCCGUUCCCCAGACCUGAAUCCAAUUGAGCACAUCUGGGACAUCAUUUCUCGCUCCAACCACCAACAGUUGCACCACAGACUGUCCAGGAGUUGGCGGAUGCUUUAGUCCAGGUCUGGGAGGAGAUCCCUCAGGAGACCAUCCGCCACCUCAUCAGGAGCAUGCCCAGGCGUUGUAGGGAGGUCCUACAGGCACGUGGAGGUCACACACACUACUGAGUCUCAUUUUGACUUGUUUUAAGGACAUCAAAGUUGGAUCAGCCUGUAGUCUGGUUUUCCACUUUCAUUUUUAGUGUGACUCCAUUGAUAAUUUGUGAUUUUGUUGUCAGCACACAACUUUAUAAAGAAAAUAUUUAAUAAGAAUAUUUCAUUCAUUCAGAUCUAGGAUGUGUUAUUUUAGUGUUCCCUUUAUUUUUCUGAGCAGUGUAUAAUGCAUAAUGCAUUUGACUGGUGACGAUGAAUGGACAUGUAUUGGGCUUGACAUCCAUACAAGCAUUGUACUCCAAUUUUUACCUCGACAUAGGCCAUUGUUUACAUGUGUAUUUCACACUUAAGUGUAGUAUCAUUUUGCUGGGGGGUAAUGAUGAGAUUCGGGAAUGUUCGCCAUAUGUUUACAUGGCAUUUCCAUUGACCUCUUUACCGCAUCUAUGGUCAAGAUUUCUGAUUCCUGAUUUCUGUCACAUGCUGGUUUUUGAUGACGAGCAGAAACAAUAUAUUGUGUCAUUGUGCUGACUUGACUGUAUGUCAUUUAAAAUCAUCAGUGAAUGAUGACUCAUGAAUGAAACAAAUGGAGGGAGGGGUAGUAUUUUGUUCUUUCAAGAGAGAAACCUUGUGUGUAUAUAUAAAUGUGAUCAAAUGCAUUGGCUUUUUGUGACACUCUUCCUUGUACUGUGUCUUAGUUAAAUGUUUAUUAAAAUGGUAUUGAUCAAUUUUA
Messenger RNA from Oncorhynchus keta (chum salmon), 6433 nucleotides. Its product is annotated as forkhead box protein J3-like. Gene Ontology annotation, molecular function: RNA polymerase II cis-regulatory region sequence-specific DNA binding; DNA-binding transcription factor activity, RNA polymerase II-specific. The coding region runs from base 470 to 2167 and encodes 565 amino acids. Gene Ontology annotation, biological process: regulation of transcription by RNA polymerase II. The record is from RefSeq and is a predicted model, not a curated record. Lineage: Eukaryota; Metazoa; Chordata; Actinopteri; Salmoniformes; Salmonidae. The transcript is spliced from 13 exons. Gene Ontology annotation, cellular component: nucleus.